GUCCCUGUCGAGGCCCUCGCCCGCCCCGCGGGGUGCGGGCUGCACGCCGCACCCUCUGCAAACCACACCCUUCGGAGUCGCCGAGCCGUGCCCGACGGCCAGCGGGUGCAGGUCGGCGGCGGCCUCAGCAGGCAGCAGGUGGAGCGGGCGGCGGAGUUCCUCGCCGCGGGCCGGGGCGCGCGGCGGGCGGAGCGCGGCGGCGGCUUCGGCGCGCCCCUGGGGAAGCUGCGCGCGGGGCGCCGGCCGCCCUGGCUGGGCCUGCUGGGCCCGAAGGCGCUCUCGGUGCCGAGACUUUGGGCGCUCUGCCAGUGGGGCCGCCCUGGCAAGUACGUGGCUGCCGCGUGA
Prorocentrum cordatum is the source of this 345-nucleotide messenger RNA. The record is from the annotation of a GenBank genome assembly. NCBI's taxonomy places the organism in Eukaryota, Dinophyceae, Prorocentrales, Prorocentraceae.